GAGCGAGGGGCUCUCGGCUGAGCCAUGCCGGCCGCACGCGUGGAGUACCUCGCGCCCUGGUGGGUGGUGUGGCUGCACAGGGUCCCGCACCUCAGCCUGCGCCUGCAGUGGGUGAACAGUACCUUCAACCCCCGCGAUGAGGAUUACCGGGAGUCGCUGCUGUUCCUGGGGCUGGUGGCCGCCGUCUGCCUGGCCCUGAACCUCCUCUUCCUUGCGGUUUACCUGGUGUGCGCGUGCUGCUGCAGACAGGCCAAGCAGCGCAAGUCCUGCUGCGUCACCUGGUCGGCCGUGGUGGCCGGGCUCGUCUGCUGUGCUGCGGUGGGCGUUGGUUUCUAUGGAAACAGCGAGACCAACGAUGGGGUGUACCAGCUGAUCUACUCCUUGGACAACGCGAACCACACCUUCUCCGGGAUCGAUGCGCUGGUGUCCGGAACCACCCAGAAGAUGGAGGUGGACCUAGAGCGGCACCUGGCCCGGCUCAGCGAGAUCUUCGCCGCCCGGAGCGAUUACCUCCAGACCCUGAAGUUCAUGCAGCAGAGGGCGGACAGCGUCAUCGACCAGCUGUCAGGGGUGCCCGUGUGGACGGAGGUCACAGCCCAGCUGACCCAGCUGGCCGACCAGACCGGCUACGUGGAGUACUACAGGUGGCUUUCCUACCUCCUGCUCUUCAUCCUGGACUUGGCCAUCUGCCUCAUCGCCUGCGUGGGACUAGCCAAGCGCUCCAGGUGUCUCCUGGCCUUGCUGCUGUGCUGUGGGCUGCUGGCCGUGAUCCUCAGCUGGACGUCCCUGGCCGCCGACGGCACCAGUGACUUCUGUGCGGCUCCCGACACCUUCAUCCUGAACAUCACGGAGACCCAGCUCAGCACAGAGGUGACCCGUUACUACCUGUAUUGCAAUCAGAGCGUCAGCAGCCCCUUCCAGCAGGCGCUGACCGUCUUCCAGCGCUCGCUGACCGCCAUGCAGACCCAGGUGGCGGAACUGCUGCGGGCGGCCGUGCCCUUCUUCCCCACGGCGGAGGAGGAUCUGCUCAGCAUCCAGCUCCUGUUGAACUCCUCGGAGUCCAGCCUCCACCAGCUGACGGCCUUGUUGGAUUGCCGAGGGCUGCACAAGGACUACCUGGACGCCCUCGCCGGCGUCUGCUACGAUGGCAUCGAGGGCUUGCUCUACCUGGGCCUCUUCUCCCUCCUGGCUGCCCUGGCCUUCUCCACCAUGAUCCGCGCGGGGCCGCCGGCCUGGAAGCGCUUUACCACCAGGGACAGAGACUAUAAUGACAUCGAUGACGACGACCCCUUCAACCCCCAGGCCCGGCGCAUCGCCGCCUACAUCCCCUCGCGGGGGCGGCUUCCCAGCUUCUGCAGCUACAGUGGCAGCCUGGACAGCCAGCCCGGCCUGCAGCCGCCGGCCCAGACCGUCUCCAAUGCCCCGGUCUCGGAGUACAUGAACCAAGCUGUGCUGUUCGGUGGGAACCCCCGCUACGAGAACACGCCGCUCAUCGGGAGAGGCUCGCCUCCGCCCACGUACUCUCCCAGCAUGCGGCCCACCUACCUGUCCGUCGGGGAUGAGCACCUGCGGCACUACAGGAAUGAGUUUCCGGCCUAACCCCCAGAGGCGCCUGCCUCCUCCAUCCGGCUGGGUUUUGAUUCAUUCGAGUGAAAGCUGCGUGUCUUCAAUAGAAGCCAAAGGCCUCUGGGAGCCGCCUGCAGGAUGGCAGGACUGGACGGCGCCUGGGCCUGGCUGAGACCCUGACCAAAGCCGCAGGCAGACAGAGGGCCCACCACCUGGACCAGCCUCUCCCUCCUCUGGCCUCCUCUCCACCCCUACACUGGGAGCCUGGAUCCGCUCACUCCUACAUCCUGCCCUCUCCAGGUGGCGACUGGCAGCGAGGAGGGGCCGGCUCAGGCCCAAGGGACCCAUUGCCAGCACCGUGCCUCCUGUGAGCGUUUUCCUGCAGGUAAAGGCGGAAGAGCUGAUCAAGAGAUGCCUUUAGGAAGGCGAUGUCCCCAGUGAGACCAGGGACUGUCCAAGUCAGUCUCCCGGGGCCUGGUAGGAGUGUGGGUGACAGCCUGCUCUGUCCCCCGGCCUUCCCGCAAUCCUCGAUCGCCCCACCUCCAUUCCAGCUCGAUGCUGGGAGUGCGUUCACUGCCGACAGGGACAGUCUCAGGAAUUUGCGGACACUCUGAAAGAGACUAACUCUUCUUUUCCCGGUGUUUUAAAUACUUGGAUUAUCCAAAGAAUGGAACCUCAGAGCACAGUUUUUACAGUAGAUGCGGCUGCUCCUUACACCUGGUCUGGAUCCCGUUCCUUUUCGGGUCUUGCUGACGCUGCCAGGUCAUUAAGAACCUACGGGCAGGGGCGGGAUUUUUAAACAAAAUAAAGAUCAGUGAGACCUCCUGUCCUAAGCUGCUGUUUGAUGGCAAUAUGGGUUCAUCCCACUCGGGGGAGGAAGGGCAAACAGUGUGAACGGAGCCCGCCCAGGGGAAUGGCCGGCCCGGGCCAGCUUCCCCCUCCCUUUUGUCUUCAGGCAAGUUUGUCAGUAAAGGUUUUAGCAAAGCUGAACAACUGUGUCAUCUUCCCUGCCGCCCCCCCACCCUGCCCCCACCCCGUUGUCCCAGGCCCCACACUCCCUGCUGGGUGAGAAGGCACUAUUCACCAGGAGGAAAUGGCCCACGGAGGAGCCAGGGUUAGGGUCUUGGGUGCCGCCAAUGUUCUGCCAGCUCUGAAUGCCCAACGCUGAAGCCCCCACAGCCUCACGUGCCAAAGCAGGGACGGGGUGGCACGGCUCGGGACAAGGCUCUAGUUGCGUUUUGGAAGAGCCACCUUCUCAGCAAACACGGACAGCAGAGUGGUUCUCACCCAGCCAGGCCCCCAGGACACAAUGGGGCCACAGGGCAGCCAGGACUCACCCGCAUUAACCUCUAGAACCCUGCACCAUAAACACACCCUCGGUGGCCAUGUCCUGUGCAGAUAGAAACUGCACCGUCAAGCUCUCACUUCUCACUGUGUCAUUGGCGACUAGAGAGCUGUUUCUAAUGCAUGUAAACUACACUGGGUGGUUCCUGGCGGGGCUGGGUGGGCACACCGCUGCCUGGUACAUGUGCACCCUCCUGGGGGGCAAAUAAACCGCUUGUACUAAAA
Myotis brandtii (Brandt's bat) is the source of this 3135-nucleotide messenger RNA. RefSeq names its product tweety family member 2 (gene TTYH2). Gene Ontology annotation, cellular component: plasma membrane. Gene Ontology annotation, molecular function: volume-sensitive chloride channel activity; intracellularly calcium-gated chloride channel activity. NCBI's taxonomy places the organism in Eukaryota, Metazoa, Chordata, Mammalia, Chiroptera, Vespertilionidae. Bases 25 to 1599 code for a protein of 524 amino acids. The record is from RefSeq and is a predicted model, not a curated record. The transcript is spliced from 14 exons.